UCCAGUGGGUUAGUGACAGCCAGGCUUGCUGUGAAGAUGGCGUUCAAAGCGAUCAAGGGGAAGGUGAACGGAGUCCUGAACGAAAUUUCCUCCUCCGUGAGUGGAUCCAAAGCUGUGGCCCGGGAGCACGUACAAGCCGUUAGCCGGGACUACAUCUCCCAACCUCGGCUCACAUAUAAGACUGUGUCUGGUGUCAAUGGGCCUCUUGUCAUCUUGGAUCAGGUGAAGUUUCCAAAGUAUGCAGAGAUUGUUCACCUGACCCUUCCAGAUGGCAACAAAAGAAGUGGACAGGUUUUGGAAGUCAGUGGCUCAAAAGCUGUGGUGCAGGUUUUUGAAGGGACCUCCGGUAUCGAUGCCAAAAAGACAAGUUGUGAAUUUACAGGCGAUAUCCUGCGAACGCCAGUAUCAGAAGACAUGCUUGGUCGCGUGUUCAAUGGUUCAGGAAAACCUAUUGACAGGGGCCCAACAGUUCUGGCUGAAGAUUAUUUGGACAUUAUGGGCCAGCCCAUUAACCCCCAGUGCCGUAUCUACCCAGAAGAGAUGAUCCAGACAGGUAUUUCCGCAAUCGAUGGGAUGAACAGUAUUGCCAGAGGACAGAAGAUUCCCAUCUUUUCUGCAGCCGGAUUGCCACACAAUGAGAUUGCUGCACAGAUCUGUCGCCAAGCUGGUCUGGUUAAGAAGUCCAAAGAUGUGAUGGAUUACAGUGAAGACAACUUUGCCAUUGUGUUUGCUGCUAUGGGUGUAAAUAUGGAAACUGCAAGAUUCUUCAAGUCCGACUUUGAAGAAAAUGGUUCAAUGGACAAUGUAUGUCUUUUCCUGAACUUGGCUAAUGAUCCAACAAUUGAGCGCAUCAUCACUCCUCGCCUGGCUCUCACCACAGCAGAGUAUCUGGCGUAUCAGUGUGAGAAGCAUGUUCUGGUUAUUCUGACUGACAUGAGCUCGUAUGCAGAAGCUUUGAGAGAGGUUUCUGCUGCCAGAGAAGAGGUGCCAGGACGCCGGGGCUUCCCUGGUUACAUGUACACUGAUUUGGCCACCAUUUACGAGAGAGCUGGCCGAGUUGAGGGCAGGAAUGGGUCUAUUACACAGAUUCCUAUUCUAACCAUGCCCAACGAUGAUAUUACUCACCCCAUCCCUGAUCUGACUGGGUACAUCACUGAAGGUCAGAUUUAUGUAGACAGGCAACUGCACAACAGACAGAUCUACCCCCCGAUCAACGUGUUGCCCUCUCUGUCUCGCUUGAUGAAGUCUGCCAUUGGGGAGGGAAUGACCAGGAAAGAUCAUGCCGAUGUGUCCAAUCAGCUGUAUGCUUGUUACGCCAUUGGUAAAGAUGUCCAGGCAAUGAAAGCAGUGGUGGGUGAGGAGGCUCUGACUCCAGAGGACUUGCUUUAUCUGGAGUUCCUGCAUAAGUUUGAAAAGAACUUCAUUGCUCAAGGUCCCUACGAGAACCGCACAGUAUAUGAAACCCUGGACAUCGGUUGGCAGCUUAUGCGUAUCUUCCCCAAGGAGAUGCUGAAACGAAUCCCACAAAGCACCCUGGCCGAAUUCUACCCCCGAGACUCCAAGCAUUAGCUUGAGCCUCGAGCUCUCUGUUCCUCCAUGCUAUCUUAUCAAAAGAGCUUUCUUUUUCACCCUUGUUGUUGUAUCUUGUUAAUUCCUUGUGAAGCAAAAUGAACAUAUUGUGAAUAGUGUUUUCAGCUGAAGUUUACCUAACAGAGUUUAAAAUACCUAUAAAUGCUACGUGGAGACUGUUAAAACAUGGAUUGGUUUACCAAAGUGACCUCGGUACCCAAACACUCACGUGCAAAAAUAGAGAGACAAGGAAAAUCAAUGGAUU
Messenger RNA from Polyodon spathula (Mississippi paddlefish), 1834 nucleotides. Its product is annotated as V-type proton ATPase subunit B, brain isoform-like. The record is from RefSeq and is a predicted model, not a curated record. Gene Ontology annotation, cellular component: proton-transporting V-type ATPase, V1 domain. Gene Ontology annotation, molecular function: proton-transporting ATPase activity, rotational mechanism; ATP binding. Gene Ontology annotation, biological process: ATP metabolic process; proton transmembrane transport. Bases 37 to 1569 code for a protein of 510 amino acids. The transcript is spliced from 14 exons. Lineage: Eukaryota; Metazoa; Chordata; Actinopteri; Acipenseriformes; Polyodontidae.